This is a messenger RNA of Pogonomyrmex barbatus (red harvester ant), 1264 nucleotides long. RefSeq lists its product as uncharacterized. The record is from RefSeq and is a predicted model, not a curated record. NCBI's taxonomy places the organism in Eukaryota, Metazoa, Arthropoda, Insecta, Hymenoptera, Formicidae.
AUGGCAUCAGUUACAGUCAUUACCUUGACUCAAUGGCAAAUGAACAAUGGAAAGACGAUGUCGCAUACGCGAUGACCCCUUUUAAAAUAAUAUCGUGGCCCAUUGGCGUCUGGCCACUUCAAGUUUAUAACGUUUAUUCGUUUAUACGAUGUAUUUUAGCCACCUGUUGCGCGGCUUUAAUGAUCGUCAUGCCUUCCUUUGAGUUCUACUUGGGUUGCACUGACGCGGACACAAACAUAGACUGUCUUGAGCUAGUCUGUUGUGGAACACUUGGUAUGGUGAAGACAAUAUGUUUCCGUAUUUAUGCAAGAAAUUUGACUAACAAUUAUGGUUCUGCCAUAAAUGAUUACUUGACGAUUGAGAACACGAAGGAACGUGCCAUCAUGCGGAAACACGCCUUCAUGGGAAGAUUCCUCUGUUGUUUAAUUUUAGGCUUUGCCUACAUUGGAGGUUUGAUGUAUGUGCUAAUCCCUCUUCUGGAUGUUAAGGGAAUUGAGCAAGUUAACAUAACAAAUGAAGAUAUCAUGUUAGAGUAUCCAAUACCAUCAAAAUGCGCUAUGAAAUAUUUCAAUGCUCCAGUGAGUAUGUAUAGAAUCUUCUGCCUCGUCGAUGCUAUUGCGGUAAUGAUAGCUACUACUACUAAUAUUGGUAACGAUGCUUUAUUUCUGAACAUUAUAUUGCACAUUUGCGGUCAAAUACAAAUUCUGAAAGUCAAUUUCUUUGAUUUUGAUGUCGAAAGUCCACAAAUGUACGAUCGAUUCAACGAUCUAAUUAAAAGACACAAUUAUUUAAUAAAAUUGACCAGAGAACUAGCAGAAAUGAUCAGUUUUGUUUUACUGAUAGAAUUAUUUAUUAUUGGUCUACUUUUAUGUGUAAUUGGACUUCAAUUUAUUUUAGCAUUAAAAGUAAAUAAUAUUAUUAUAGUCGCCAAAACUAUAAUUGUACAAGUAACGUUUCUGAUACAAUUAACUUUAUACGGUCUUACUGGAAAUUAUUUAAAAAUUCAAAUGGAAGAAAUAGGGAUUGCUGUAUAUCAAAGCGCUUGGUACAAGCUUCCUGCAAAAUUGGCGAGACAUUUAAACUUCAUCAUUAUGCGUUCAUAUUCUCCAGUCACCUUACAAGCUGGAAAUUUCAUCGUGAUAAAUCUAUCAACUUAUGUGAGCAUCCUAAAAGCAUCUCUUUCAUAUUUGUCUGUUCUCCGAGUAUUAGUAGAAGCGUGAGAUGUAAUGCACAUAAAUAAAGAUAAAAAUUCCAUAAAUUACAA